AUGUCUGCUAAUGGCAAGCAAUCCUCCAAGAUGGCCAACGGCAUGAGUAGCCACCUCAGCGCAGGCAACCUGAACAAUGUACCUGAUGAGAGCAACCGUGGUGUUGACCGAUUUUCGCGGUCAUCCGCUGCAGACGAGCCCUACUUUGCUCGCGCGCGCAUGCAGGAUCGGUCGGAACACGCAAGCCGACUAUCAAACCAACUCAAUGCGACAGAACAAAUCAUGAAGAAGGAGAGGCAAGGAUAA
Aspergillus ochraceoroseus IBT 24754 is the source of this 246-nucleotide messenger RNA. RefSeq lists its product as uncharacterized. Lineage: Eukaryota; Fungi; Ascomycota; Eurotiomycetes; Eurotiales; Aspergillaceae. The coding region runs from base 1 to 246 and encodes 81 amino acids. The transcript is spliced from 2 exons. The record is from RefSeq and is a predicted model, not a curated record.